UGACGCACAUGCAGCUGAAACGUCCAGUGACACACUUGGGGUGACUUGCUGAAGAGUCUGUCAACUACAUGCUCACGUUCGGGAUUCAUCCACGAUUUAUCUACGGGCUGCCACUCACGGAGCAGAGCCAUGGCGCCCCUGUCGUCUCUGCUGAGACUCAGAGAGUGUGUGCAGAGGACCAGUGUCCUCUGUAGUGUCUUUACACACGGUUUACACCACCGACCGAAACGGGAUUUCUCCACGGUCCACGUUCAGCGCGGAGGUGGUCAACUUCUGUCACAACAAUUCAGAGGCAAAAAUAACGCAACAUCUGUCCAUAGCAGCAGCAGCAGCUCGUCAAACGGUCAGGACGUGACAGAGAGGCUGUGGUCUAUUUAUAAUGAGACUAAAAGACAGACAGAAGCCAUAUCCACCGACUCGGUCGACCCCAACACCAUUUUUACCAACAACGAGAUGAGCCUGCAAGACAUCGAGAUCUACGGCUUUGACUAUGACUACACCCUCGCCUUCUACUCCCGCCACCUUCACACCAUGAUCUUCAACAUAGCCCGGGACAUUCUCAUCUCUAACCACAGGUAUCCGGAGGGUUUGCGAAAGUACGAGUACAUACCAGAUUUUGCUGUCAGAGGACUUCACUAUGACGUGCAAAAGGCACUGCUGAUGAAGAUCGAUGCUUUCCACUACAUCCAGCUGGGAACUGUUUACAGGGGUCUUCAUCCAGUUUCUGACGAGGAAGUAAUUGCCAUGUACGAAGGCUGUCACGUUCCUCUCGAGAACAUGAGCGACUUCUAUGGCAAGAGUUCCCAUGGCCACACCAUGAAACAGUUCAUGGACAUUUUCUCCCUGCCUGAGAUGACCCUCCUGUCCUGCGUCAACGACUUCUUCAUGAAACACAACAUCGACUAUGAGCCCGUCCAUCUCUACAAAGACGUAAAGGAAGCUAUCCGAGAUGUUCACGUCAAGGGCAUUAUGUACCGAGCUGUGGAUGCAGACAUCGAAAAAUACAUUUGCUAUGGUGAGGAAAGCCACGCUGUGCUGAGGAAGCUGUCAGACAAUGGGAAAAAGAUGUUUCUCAUUACCAAUAGCCCUUUUGAUUUUGUGGACCGAGGCAUGAGCUACAUUGUGGGGAAGGACUGGAGGGACCUGUUUGAUGUUGUUAUUGUUCAGGCUGACAAACCGAGUUUCUUCAAUGUCAAGGGAAAACCUUUCCGGCGAGUGACAGAUAACGGUGCGUUGCUAUGGGAUCGGAUCCACAGGUUGGAGAAAGGGCAGAUCUACAAACAGGGAAACCUUUAUGAAUUCCUGAGACUCACUGGUUGGAGAGGAUCCAAAGUGCUUUACUUUGGCGAUCACAUCUACAGUGACCUGGCGGAUCUCACACUGAAACAUGGCUGGAGAACAGGUGCCAUCAUUCCUGAGCUGAGGAAAGAGAUCAAGAUCAUGAACACUAAGCAAUAUGUGCAUAUGAUGUCCUGGUUACAGGCACUGACUGGACUUAUUGAGCAGAUGCAGGUACACAGGGAUCCGGAAUCUCGAGCCGUCGUUGAGGAGUGGAUCAGAGAAAGAGACUCCAUGAGGCCACAGACGAAGGACAUCUUCAACGCUCAGUUUGGGAGUCUCUUUCGGACGUACCACAACCCCACUUACUUCUCUCGCAGACUGUCACGCUUCGCUGACAUGUACAUGGCCUCCAUCAGCUGCCUGCUCAACUAUGACUUCCAGCACAUCUUUUUCCCCCGCCGCACCCCUCUGCAACACGAGUCCCCCUUCUGGCCUGAACACAGUUCUGCUGACCUGAGUGCCUCUGCACAGCACCACAGGACCACAGUCAAGUCUGAUUAGAGAGCGAGAAGAAAGUGUUGUUCUAAAACACUUGAGACAAGGAUGAAAUUAUCCCCCUCUCUCUCUAAAGCUGUGUUUUUGAAACAUUGAGAUAUGCCAUUUUAGAACAUGCAUGACACAAUUUAAGGGAUGGUUGUUGUUUUUUUUAGUCGAAUCCAGUAGAUUUUGUACGUUUAAGCCGAAUGACACGUAACGAAACUGGCGUUUUUAUAUAUGCAGACUUUAUGUAGAUUUGGAACAUGUGAUGCACUGAUUCCGUUUGGUUUACAUGAGGGAGACUGGUGACGCAUGAGUAUACAAUGAUGAUGCAUUUACCCUGUUAAAACAAUAGGGGGCAAUCCUACAUCAAGUCUAUCGCGGUGAAUCUCUGAGUUAUGCACCCUCUUGCAGCAAAACUUCAUUUCAUCUUUGCCUCUUGUUUUUUUUUUCUAUCUCUUUCAUCUUUAAAAAUGUAAGAGAAAUACUGGCAUUUGAUAUUUACAUUACAAACUCCGCAGCCUUAAUAUCUUGAUGACGUUACUGCAAUGUACUGUAUGGUUCUGUAACUAUGUAUUUUGAAUAGCCUAAUGAUAUUUAUGGCAAGCUUCACAUUAGAUUACACUUUUAACUGCUUGCUGAGACACACUUUGCGCACUGAUUUUCAGAGAUCUCUCUCUUUCUUUUUUUUAAUCAUUUUCACACCACACAGCCUGUAAGUCUCAUUAGCUAAAAUGGUAAUGUUUGUCAGGAGAAAAUAGAGCGUUAUUGCUAUAUUUAGCACAUGUGUUGCUAUUUGAUCUGUGGAGGCAGCGCUGAGUUUCGUGGCUUUGUCACCUUCCUUUGCAGAAAAUGUGUGAAGCGCUCUCACUCAUGCGGGGACGUAGGCUUGUCUAUUUCAAGAUGGGAACCUAUAAAAAGGGACUGUUUGAAUACCGGGGGUAUUGUGUUUUACUUGAUUUGUUCGCCUCUCUUUUGUGGUCUUGGUUAAUUUUAUUUUUAUUUCAGUAUUUAUUAAAUUGGAAAUGAUUUCCUGAUUGUA
Molecule: messenger RNA, 2860 nt
Organism: Solea solea (common sole)
Lineage: Eukaryota; Metazoa; Chordata; Actinopteri; Pleuronectiformes; Soleidae
Gene: nt5dc3
Product: 5'-nucleotidase domain containing 3
Exons: 14
Coding region: 130-1842 (570 amino acids)
Molecular function (GO): 5'-nucleotidase activity
Source: RefSeq, a predicted model, not a curated record